AUGGACCCAGCCGACAUGUUCAGCGGCGGCGGCUUCGGCGGCAUGGGAGGCAUGGGAGGCAUGGGCGGCAUGGGCGGAAUGGGAGGAAUGGGAGGAAUGGGCGGCAUGAACGGAACGCACAUCAACAUCGACCCGAACAUCCUCUUCAACAUGAUGAACGGCGGAGGCGGCGGCGGCGGCUUCGCCUCAGCCGGCGGUAACCCCUUCGGAGGCCAGCGCAACGGAGGCGGAUUCCCAGGUGGAUUCCCCUUCUAA
Messenger RNA from Penicillium argentinense, 255 nucleotides. RefSeq lists its product as uncharacterized. Bases 1 to 255 code for a protein of 84 amino acids. The transcript has a single exon. Lineage: Eukaryota; Fungi; Ascomycota; Eurotiomycetes; Eurotiales; Aspergillaceae. The record is from RefSeq and is a predicted model, not a curated record.